AUGGAGCCUCCUUCUACGAAUAAGCCUAAGCAGCAGGAGUUUACUCUGGCCUCCGUCACUGAUCUCACCUCCUCUUCCUCACCUCCUUCUUCCUCGCCUGUUGUAGCUACGUUUUCAUGCGUUAACGAAGUCACUGAGCUCAGAUUUCAGGAAUCCGAUUCCGCCGAUGGUUUCAAUUUUGAUCUUAGCUCCGCUCAGUUACUGAUGAAAUGCAUUGUAUGUAAUCUGUGUUUUGCACAGUUGUUCAAGUUGGGGCCGCUUCAGUUCAUCUGUGUAUCUGAUAGUUCGGAUUCCGCAAAAGAGGAUUCAUUCUCUCGAGGAGUUGUAAUAAAAUUUAGAGAUGAGAAGGAAAGCAAGGACUUUUGUGAUACAUUUGAGGAAUGGAGCAAGGAUGCCGUUAAAAAAGGUGCCUUCUUGGAUCUGUUUAUGUUUACCUCUAGGUUCUUAGAAAGAAAGAGACUUUCAGGAUCAUCUUUGCCAAACGGAACAGUUUCAGAUAGUAAAAGCAAGUUCGACAAUAAGAUAGAGGCUGCUUCAGCAAAAAUGUAUUUCCAUUAUUAUGGACAACUUCUACAUCAGCAAAAUAUGCUACAGGAUUAUGUGAGGACAGGUACAUAUCAUGCUGCUGUCAUGGAGAACCGUUCAGAUUUUUCUGGGCGUAUUGUGGUCGAUGUCGGCGCUGGAAGUGGCAUUUUGUCAAUGUUUGCUGCUCUGGCCGGUGCCAAGCAUGUGUAUGCUGUGGAAGCGUCAGAAAUGGCUGAUUACGCCCGUAAGCUGAUUGCUGGAAACCCAUUGCUUGCUGAACGGAUUACAGUCAUUAAGGGAAAAAUUGAGGAUAUUGAGUUGCCUGAGAAGGCCGAUGUUUUGAUCUCUGAACCAAUGGGCACCCUAUUGGUCAAUGAAAGGAUGUUGGAAACGUAUGUUAUUGCUAGGGACCGUUUUCUGUCUCCAAACGGGAAAAUGUUUCCGACAGUCGGAAGGAUCCAUAUGGCCCCCUUCUCCGAUGAAUUCUUAUUUGUUGAAAUGGCAAAUAAGGCUAUGUUCUGGCAGCAACAGAACUAUUAUGGAGUUGAUUUGACACCUUUAUAUGGAUCAGCACACCAAGGUUAUUUUUCCCAGCCCGUGGUUGAUGCAUUUGAUCCGAGAUUAUUGGUGGCUCCCUCGAUGUUUCAUGUGAUAGAUUUCACUCAGAUGAAGGAAGAACAAUUUUACGAGUUUGAUGUCCCGUUGAAGUUCACAGCGUCUGUGUGUACCAGAGUGCAUGGACUUGCGUGCUGGUUCGACGUUCUCUUUGACGGAAGCACUGUGCAAAGAUGGUUCACGACUGCUCCUGGUGCACCAACAACCCAUUGGUACCAAAUAAGAUGUGUUCUCUCGCAGCCUAUUCAUGUCAUGGCAGGGCAAGAGCUCACUGGUAGACUUCAUUUGGUUGCCCACAGUGCUCAGAGUUACACUAUAAAUCUAACUCUCUCAGCUAAAAUGUGGGGGGUUGGUGCCAAUCAAGGCGGAAUCCUCCAGACAUCAUCGUGCAAACUCGAUCUAAAAGAGCCUUAUUAUAGAAUGUCUCAGCCACAAGCAUACCCUGUUUCACAAGAACCACUAGCUCAACCGCAAGACAUACAGAUACAGAGCGAUGACUUGGAAGAAGUAGAGUUACUACAACAGAACGCAAACGCUCAGCUCUAG
This is a messenger RNA of Thlaspi arvense, 1686 nucleotides long. NCBI's taxonomy places the organism in Eukaryota, Viridiplantae, Streptophyta, Magnoliopsida, Brassicales, Brassicaceae. The record is from the annotation of a GenBank genome assembly.